ACCUCGCAGCCCCCUCGCGAGGCGCAAGGCAGUCCGUUUGUAUUUAUAAGGAUCGGUUGUCGGGUCUGCUUCACCAGUGUCCUCUGCCAUCCCUCCUGCCUCUGCGCCCAUUGUCCUUCGAUCGUUGCUACAUUUUGGCUUGCUGCGUUGAAAGCCAUCUUGCCACGACCUGUUGUACCUCUCCUCUGCCUUAAUUUAGACUCGCCAGUACUCGUCGUGGAGACGUAGUUGUUGGCGGGUCCUGUUCUUGAGUAUCUUUCGCUUGUUUUAAGAUCAGGGGAGUGUAGCUCUGAGAAUUUGAGUUUCGAGUUGUGUUGGUUGCAAUGGGGUGGUGGAUCUGGCAACGGGCGCUCUGUGCCGCCGUGUUCUUGUUUAUCUUGUCGGAGUGGCGUUUCUGUGGAGCCUUGAGGCUGUUACCACCUAGCAGCUCUGCACAAAAAGUGCAGAUGCUUGGCGCAAGUCCCGGCUUGAAAGCUGAGGAAGCUCGUCAUGAAGCUCCUGUUGAUACACAUCUGAGGUCCAAUUUGACAAAGAGAUCUCUUGCUGGUUGUGGAAAUGGUAACCCCGUCGACGACUGCUGGAGGUGCAAUUCUAACUGGGAUCAAAACCGACAACAGCUUGCAAGUUGCUCCCUCGGUUUCGGCAAGAAUGCUAUUGGUGGGAAAAAUGGACAAAUAUAUGUUGUCACUGAUGACAGCGACGAGGAUGUUGUUAAUCCCAAGGAAGGGACACUUCGCUACGGUGUCAUUCAGUCCGAGCCUCUCUGGAUUGUGUUCAGCCGCAACAUGAACAUUAAACUCAAGCAAGAACUUAUUAUGAACAGCUACAAGACCCUCGAUGGUCGUGGACACAAUGUCCAUAUUGCUGGAGGAGCAUGUCUCACAGUUCAAUAUGUGAACAACAUCAUCAUUCACAACAUUCAUAUUCAUGAUUGCAAGUCUACGGGACCUGCAGAUGUAAGGAGCUCUCCUUCACAUUACGGACAGAGAGGGAAAAGUGACGGAGAUGCAAUUAAUAUCUUCGGUUCGCACGACAUUUGGGUGGACCAUUGUUAUUUCUCGAGAUGUGCGGACGGCCUCGUUGAUGUCAUUCAAGGAUCCACGGAUGUUACCAUCUCCAACAACUACUUCGAAGAUCACGAUAAGGUGAUGUUACUUGGCGCUCACCCGAAGGACUCGAUGGACAAAGGAAUGAGGGUCACGAUCGCCUUCAAUCACUUUGGAGAAAACCUCAUAGAGCGCAUGCCAAGGUGCAGACAAGGUACGUUCCAUAUUGUCAAUAACAACUAUCAAGGGUGGGGAAUGUAUGCAAUUGGAGGAAGUGAAGAUCCAGUUAUCAACAGUGAAGGGAAUCGGUUCUUCGCCCCUGACGCCAGAUUUAAGAAAGAGGUAACCAAGCGCAUCGACGACGGAGGAAACUAUGAUGAAGACAGUUGGAACUGGAGAUCCUCUGGUGACAUGUUUCUCAAUGGCGCUUUCUUCACCAAAUCGGGAGCUCCUUCCGCAAAUACCCAGAUCUAUGGCAAGGCCACUAGUUUUAGCGCUCGUCCUGCCGUCAUGGUGGAAGGCAUGACCAAUGACGCUGGCCCUCUGGCAUUAUGAUCACUCACGGAACAUAGCCGCGAACUCAAAACAACAGCAGCAUUCAGCGGAGCUUUCAUUAAAGAGGGUCAGACAUUCUCUGUAGCUGCGAAUAAGGCUCUAAAUAUAUUCGUAUGUUAGAUAUAAAUUCUGUCUAGGAUUUUGCGUACUCGUGAAGCAUCCCUCUCGUUUGCAGUUGAGCGCUGGCCAUCGAUGGUCGGCCCAGCCCUUGGACAUAUUUCAGUGCGAGUAAUUUCGCUGUCCAUGAUGAAUGUUUGGUUUUAUAUUAGGCCAUGAUGGAAGAAGUAACAAAAACAAAAAAAGAGAAAAAAUAUGUAAAUUGAUAAGUAGUUACAGGCUUUUGUAGACAGGUUGUUCUUACGUUUGCUUCAGAUGAGUGGCCGCGCGAAGGUGGCCCGCAAACGACGAUUUCAUUGACAGUUACCUGACUAUAUGUGGUGCUCCUUGCGCCCUGUCGACUGUGAUGCGUUGAGGUGAAGAAGAGCGCAAUCACAACUCAACAGAGCUUGGCAACGCCCUGCGAUUGAGCUUGACCUCAACUGCUUGUGAGCAUUGCUGCUGUAUUCUGCAAUCCGAUAUAUGAUAAGGAAGAAUCGAUUGACUCCACAUCCCUAA
Messenger RNA from Physcomitrium patens, 2216 nucleotides. Its product is annotated as putative pectate lyase 5. NCBI's taxonomy places the organism in Eukaryota, Viridiplantae, Streptophyta, Bryopsida, Funariales, Funariaceae. The record is from RefSeq and is a predicted model, not a curated record. Gene Ontology annotation, molecular function: pectate lyase activity.